Molecule: messenger RNA, 1443 nt
Organism: Fusarium tjaetaba
Lineage: Eukaryota; Fungi; Ascomycota; Sordariomycetes; Hypocreales; Nectriaceae
Product: alanine transaminase
Exons: 2
Coding region: 1-1443 (480 amino acids)
Biological process (GO): biosynthetic process
Molecular function (GO): pyridoxal phosphate binding; L-alanine:2-oxoglutarate transaminase activity
Source: RefSeq, a predicted model, not a curated record
AUGAGAUUGACUUCAGAGAACAUCAACCAGCGAGUCGUCGCUGCCAAGUACGCCGUUCGUGGUGAACUUGCUGUCAAGUCCGAGGAAUACCGAGCCAAGAUCGCAAAGGGCGAUACCGGCGAUCUCCCCUUCAAACAGGUUAUUUCUGCAAACAUUGGCAACCCUCAACAGCUCGACCAGAAGCCCAUCACCUUCUUCCGCCAGGUCGCCAGUCUUCUCGAGAACCCUAUACUGCUUCAGAACGAGGAGGCCCUCACCAAGCACUUUGGCUACCAGACCGAUGUCAUCGAGCGCGCCAAGUUCCUCCUGAGCAAGAUCGGCUCCGUUGGCGCCUACAGUGCCAGCACCGGUGUUCCUGCUAUCCGCGAUAGCAUCGCCAAGUUUAUUGAACGUCGCGAUGGCUUCCCUGCAGAUCCCGAUCACAUUUACCUGUCCGCCGGUGCCUCCUCUGGUGUCAACACCCUUCUCAACGUCAUCUGCGCCUCCCCUAAGACCGGCAUCCUUAUUCCAAUUCCUCAGUACCCUCUCUACACUGCUACUCUCUCCCUGUUGGACGCCACAGCUGUUCCUUACCUCCUGGAUGAGCAUAAGAACUGGGGUACCGACGUCGACACCAUCCGUGCCUCAUACGAAAAGGCCAAGGCUGACGGCAUUGACGUUCGAUGCAUUGUCAUUAUCAACCCCGGUAACCCUACCGGUGCCUCUCUUCCCGAGGAGGACAUCCGUGCUGUCCUUGAGUUCGCCAACAAGGAGAACCUAGUUGUUAUGGCCGACGAGGUGUACCAGACAAAUGUCUUUGUCGGCAAGUUCCACAGUUUCAAGGCUGUCCUCCGUACCCUUGAGAAGGAGAACCCUGGCAAGUUCGACGGCCUCGAGCUCGCCUCUCUACACAGUGUCUCCAAGGGCAUGGUUGGCGAGUGUGGUCACCGUGGAGGUUACUUCGAGCUUGUCAACUUCGAUGCCGAGGUCGAGGCCAACAUCUACAAGUUCAUUUCCAUCAUGCUCUGCGCUCCUGUUAUUGGUCAGUGCAUCGUUGAGUUGAUGGUCAACCCUCCCAAGCCAGGCGAGCCCUCGCAUGAGCUUUACAAGAAGGAGUAUGAUGGAAUCUUCACCGGUCUUCAAGAGCGUGCUACCGCCCUUCACAAGGCUUUCUCUCAGAUGGAGGGAGUUGAGUGCGCCGAGCCCCAGGGUUCCAUGUACCUCUUCCCCACCAUCAACCUGCCCGAGAAGGCCGCCGAGGCUGCCAAGGCAGAGGGUCGAAGCCCAGACGAGUUCUACUGCAUGCGUCUCCUCGAGGCCACCGGUAUCUGCGUCGUUCCCGGCUCAGGCUUUGGUCAGAAAGAGGGUACCCUGCAUUUCAGAACAACCUUCCUCGCACCUGGCACCGAGUGGGUUGGCAGCAUCGUCAAGUUCCACAAGGAGUUCCUCGAGAAGUACCGAUGA